Molecule: messenger RNA, 1365 nt
Organism: Cryptosporidium ubiquitum
Lineage: Eukaryota; Apicomplexa; Conoidasida; Eucoccidiorida; Cryptosporidiidae
Product: transcription initiation factor TFIIB
Exons: 1
Coding region: 1-1365 (454 amino acids)
Biological process (GO): DNA-templated transcription initiation; transcription preinitiation complex assembly
Cellular component (GO): nucleus; transcription preinitiation complex
Molecular function (GO): TBP-class protein binding
Source: RefSeq, a predicted model, not a curated record
AUGAAUUCUGAUCUUUCUUCAGGUGUUAAUUACAAUUUUAAUUCAAGCACUGCAGGUAAUAUUGGCCCUGGCUCAGAUUCUCAGAACAUGAAUGGCUCUCAAGUAAAUGGAAUUAGCAGUAUUGGUAAUAGAAUUGAUAAUCUCACGAUAAACACUCCUAAUGAUUCUAAUGCUACAAAUAUGCAAAGAAAUAAACUUGGAAGUUCAAUGGAGGGAUUAACUGCUGGGCCAAUUAGGGCUUCAGACAAACUUUUAUCAGAUAAAAAAGGUGAUUUAGGGAGGAGUAAUCCAUAUUCAGAAAGGAAAGUACAACAAUCUUCAGGAGUUGGCGAGUCAGGCCAACAAGCUUCAAUGAUAACAACUCAGUCUGGAUUAGGUUCUAAUAGGGAUUUCGAUAAACCUGGAGCACUUCCACAUCUGUUUAGAAGUUUUAGGGCUGCCAAAUUUUGCAAGAGAUGUGGAGCUGGAAAUUCUAUUGUUGUUUAUGAUUCGAAAUCUGGAUCUGAAAUUUGUACUAGGUGUGGAGUGGUGGUUGAAGAUAGGGUAAUCAAUGAAGAACAAGAAUGGAGAUCAUUUUCAAAUGAUGGAAAUGAUGGAAAUUCUAAGUCCCGUAUUGGUUCUGUGAAUGAUGUUUGGCUAGAUGAUGGUACGGAUUCUCAGCUACUGGUAGGGGACAAGAAAUUAAUGAAAGCAAUGUUAAAACAUAAUACUCAAGCGUCGAGUGAUCGUAUGAUUAAAGAAGUUUUCAAUCAAUUAAGACAAAUAGCAAACAGUUUCUCACUUCAUGAUAACAUUAUUGAAAGAUGUAAGGAGAUUGUUAAAGAACAAAGUAACUUGAAUAUAUUAAAAAGUGGCAAAAAGAAUGUACUUGCUAUUGUAUAUUUGGCAUGUAGGGAGGAAGGAGUAUCUAGGACAGUUAAAGAGUUAUUAUCAUUUGAUAGAACAAUUUCAGAGAGAGAGUUAGUGAGGUCGAUUAAUAAAUUAAAAAAAGAUUUACCAAGAAGAGGCCCGACUUUAAGUUCCUCAGCAGCUGAGUUGAUGCCAAGAUUCUGCCAUUAUUUACAGUUAUCUCAUGAAAUUGUUGGCAUUGCAGAGUAUGUUUGUAGGACUGCUGAACAAUAUAUUAAUAAGAGUCAUCGCCCAAAUUCACUAGCAGCUGGAGCAAUAUACUUUGUAUGUAAUUUGUGUAAUAUCCAAAUUGAGAUGAAAAGUGUUGCUGUUGCAGCAAAAAGUGGUGAAACAACAGUUAGAGGUGUUUACAAAGAACUUUUGUUGGUUGGUGAAAAGCUAUUACCAAGUGAUUUUACUCCGAAGUUAGUUGGAGGAAUAGAUACCUUAAAGAGAAGAUCAAAGAUUUUUGAAUAA